Messenger RNA from Daktulosphaira vitifoliae (grape phylloxera), 489 nucleotides. RefSeq lists its product as uncharacterized. NCBI's taxonomy places the organism in Eukaryota, Metazoa, Arthropoda, Insecta, Hemiptera, Phylloxeridae. The transcript has a single exon. Bases 1 to 489 code for a protein of 162 amino acids. The record is from RefSeq and is a predicted model, not a curated record.
AUGAACAACAGCGGACGAUAUACGUUGAACAACGUCCGCGAUUACGCUAAACAUAUUGUUUUGUGUGUUACAAAUGACGAGUGCAAGAACAUCAACGAUCAGGUGCUCCACAGUCGAGUGACGGGGUCGCAGAGGGUGUACACCGCCACCGACACCGUCGUAGCCGACGACGACGACGAGGCGGCCAAUUUUCCCGUAGAGUUUCUCAACACUCUGGAAGUGGACAACUUGCCGCCGUACAGGUUGACUCUGAAGGUGGGCGCGAUCGUCAUGUUGCUGAAGAACCUGGACACGGCCAGACGGCUGUGCAACGGCACCAGACUGGUAAUUACUGAGCUCAGGCAACAUAAUUUUAAAGCUAAACUGUUGACAGAUCUCGACGCCGAGGAGAUAGUCGUUCCGAUCGUUCAGACGAGGACGUCCGGGGACGGCGACAUUCCACGUCGCAUGUGUCGUUACCAGUUCCCCGUGGGCUCUGCUACGCCAUGA